AUGCCAUCAACUGCUUUAGAAUGGAAAUUGUUGGGCAAUCGUCAAUAUUCAAAUAAUGAAUUUUCAGCAGCCAUCAAAUCGUACAAUGAAGCGAUACAACUUCUUCAAACGACCGGAUAUGAACAAAAUCUCGACAAUUGUCCAUUGUAUUUAUUAUAUUCCAAUCGUUCAGCUGCUUAUAUCCAAGAAAAAAAUUUUUAUUCCGGUUUCGAAGAUGCUAAACAAUCAUUAUCAAUAAAAAAAGAUGGUAAUUUCAAAAGUUUUUAUCGUGCAGCAAUAUGUGCUUAUCAUCUUGGUUUUAUUCAACAAUCACAAAAUUUUAUUAAUGAAGCAACAAAAAAUUACAAUCAAAAUAGUUUUGAUUAUCAAGAUUUAAAAUUCUUAAUACAAAACAAAGUUUCAUGUAUGGAAAAAUGGCGAAAACCAAUGAUAACAAUAAAAAAAUCUAUUAAAAAUCUUCAACAUAUUAUUCAUGGUCAAGCAGCAAUGUCUGAGAUGCCAUCACUUCUCUAUCAUAUUCGGUAUUUAUUACGUGCAUAUUUUGAGAAUACAAAUGAUCAAAUAUUUAUGAAUAUGAAUACAGAUGAUCUCAGUUUGAGAUUACGAGAAUUAGCUGUUGAAUUCAAUAGUCGAUUCGAUGUUGAAAAAUUCAUUAUGGCUGAUCCAUUAUUUGAAGAUCUUAUUUUGAAUGAAUUGCCUGAUAUUGGGUCGUUACGUAUUGAAGUCGAGAAACAACGACAUAAACGAACCAACUGUGAGGAUGAUGAUGAUGAUCCAAAUUUUAAUUUUUCAUUUUUUACGAAUAAUCUCUUGGCAUCAUUGGUUGUUAAAUAUUCCGAUGAAAAUAUCUCAUUACGUGCAUUACAACAAAUUCAUCAUUUAACAACAAAUUCAAUGUAUCGUUAUGCACUAGGUGAUGCUUUGUCGGAUGCAUGUCAUUAUUAUAUUUAUCAUAAUAAUUCUGAUAAUAUUUUAUUAAUCGAACGUUUAGCAUGUAAUUCUGGUGUAGAAAUUUUAUUUUAUGAUUAUGCUGAAGCAGCAUGUCAAUUGUCGGUAUUACGUAUGAUUAAACAAAUAACAUGUGAACAAUGGAAAAAACAAUCAUUGGCAACAAUUCAAUUUGUUAUUAAACAGAUAAGCAAAAUAAUUCGUAGAAAAGGCGAAGAAUUAAUUGACGAGAGAAGACCAUCGGAAUUCUUUUUACAUUUAGAAAGUAUGAUGGUUCGACGUUAUCUUACUGAAUGUGAUAAUAAUAGUAAAGAUCAUUUUAAUGUUAUCGUUGAUGUUUUGGCAAAAAUUCAUUUUCUAUUCGGUCAACAGCCAUUUUUUGAACAGUCAUCGAAAGAUGCCAUGUUUUUAUUUGUGAAUAAAAUGUGGUUUAAUCAGUUGAAUAAUGAUGAAGGUGAAUAUGAAAUGGAAUUUUUAUUCAAUGGUUGGAAGUCAAUUAUCACACAAUGGUUAAAUCUUGAUUAUCGUGAUUGCAAAGUAUACUUCGAAGAAACAGAGAACAAUACGGUCGAUGAUGAUGAUGAUGAUGAUUAUUGA
Rotaria sp. Silwood1 is the source of this 1545-nucleotide messenger RNA. The record is from the annotation of a GenBank genome assembly. NCBI's taxonomy places the organism in Eukaryota, Metazoa, Rotifera, Eurotatoria, Philodinida, Philodinidae.